Molecule: messenger RNA, 1221 nt
Organism: Lytechinus variegatus (green sea urchin)
Lineage: Eukaryota; Metazoa; Echinodermata; Echinoidea; Temnopleuroida; Toxopneustidae
Product: transmembrane protein 184A-like
Exons: 5
Coding region: 62-967 (301 amino acids)
Biological process (GO): transport
Molecular function (GO): transporter activity
Source: RefSeq, a predicted model, not a curated record
AUUUGUAAUCUAUAACUUCCUGAGCCUGUGCUAUGAGUAUCUGGGAGGCGAGAGUGCCAUCAUGUCUGAAAUCAGAGGGAACCCAAUUACUCCCACCAGUUGGUUCUGCUGUACGUGCUGUUUGAGAGGCAAGACCUACUCCAUAGGCUUCCUUAGAUUCUGCAAGCAAGCUACCCUUCAGUUCUGUUUCAUCAAGCCAGUCAUGGCCCUCUGCACGCUCAUACUACUCCCAUUUGGAAAAUACUCAGACGGGAACUUCUCAAUUACAGAUGGCUACUUGUACAUCACCAUCAUCUAUAAUAUAUCAGUCAGUUUGGCCCUCUACGCCCUCUUUCUCUUCUACUUUGCUGCGAGAGACCUCCUGGCACCUUAUCAGCCCGUCCUCAAGUUUUUCCUCGUCAAAUCCAUCAUUUUUGUCUCUUUUUGGCAAGGUGUCUUACUGGCCAUACUUGAGCUAGCGGGAGCCAUCAACCCAGCCACGACCAAAGACGGUAAAUCCUCCAUCCCGGCGGGGACGGUGUCGGCUGGUUACCAGAACUUCCUCAUUUGCAUCGAGAUGUUCUUCUGUGCCAUUGGUCUGCGCUAUGCCUUCCCGUUCGACAUCUACAUGGAAAAACAAAGGCUGGGAUCAUCAAAUAUGCAGCAGAGCAUAUCCAACAACCUCAAGGACACCGUCAACCCCCGUGACAUGUUCAACGACACCAUCCACAACUUCUCACCGGCCUACCAGCAGUACAUGCAGCAGGGGACCAUGUCCGAUGACAUGGACUCCGGCUUCUACCACCACUAUCCCCAGAACAACGGCAGGGAGAUGGUCAAUCCGGCAUCGGGAGGGGGCGGCAACAGCAGCAGCAGCAACGGGGGAGGGAGCAUCAUGGGAAAAGGGCGUGGUGGGUUAGGGGGCGGGAGCAAGAGGUCGGGUCAUACGGAAAAGACCACGUUGCUCAGUUCCGACGACGAGUAUUGAUCCUAGCCCCACCCCCUUUCUCUUCCCCUGUAAACAUAUUUUGUUCAUAUACGAGACAUCGCUACACUUACACCACCUCAUCAUAUUGCUAAGGUCACUCUUUGAAGCGUAGUAACUCAGCAAUACGAUGAGUUAGUCUAGGUUUGUUACUAUGUAUAGCUUGUUAAUGAAUUAAAAGCUCACUACUGAGCAUUCUGGGGGGCGUUUCAUCAAUAUUUUCGUCUGACAAGUUGUCAGAUCUGACAACUUUCCUG